Messenger RNA from Callorhinchus milii (elephant shark), 2661 nucleotides. It is a transcript of the gene nphp1, whose product is annotated as nephronophthisis 1. Gene Ontology annotation, biological process: protein localization involved in establishment of planar polarity. Gene Ontology annotation, molecular function: protein binding. NCBI's taxonomy places the organism in Eukaryota, Metazoa, Chordata, Chondrichthyes, Chimaeriformes, Callorhinchidae. The transcript is spliced from 20 exons. The coding region runs from base 178 to 2220 and encodes 680 amino acids. Gene Ontology annotation, cellular component: cytoplasm; cilium. The record is from RefSeq and is a predicted model, not a curated record.
GGGGUUGCCGUGGUGACGGCGAGGGAGGCCCUGGCAGCCCCGCAGCCUGUCCUGGCGGCUGAGGGCGGGUCACUCGAUUCGCUUACGAACUAAUGUGUUCCUCACUGGGGGUUUUUUUUUAUAUAUAUAUAUAUAUAUAUGUAUCUCAACAAAAAAAGAAAAUAAACGAAGGAGGCGAUGACCUCCAGACGGAGAGGGCCGUUGCAGGCCGUCCAGCUGGUCACUGAGGACUUGAAGACCCAGGUUGAUGUUUUGUUAAAGAAAAUCCAAACACCAGGAAUUGCUCAGCACCCUACUAGACAACGGGAAGCUUAUGAGAGGUGCUUGGAGUUAAAGAAUUCGGUGAUUGAAAACCUGGAAAUUUUACAUAAUUUGAAGAAAGCAAACGAACCAGCUCCUGUGGGUAAUUAUGCUCAACGGAAAAUGGAUGAAGGGAGACAGCUUACCAGCUUGUCCCUUUUACUUGAUGAACUUGCAGAAAAAUUACAAAGCAGAGGUUUGGAGAAUAUCUUGGAGAGGGACAAAAAGGGUCCAAUUGCUGCAGCGAUUGAGAAAGAAAAUGCUGCUUCAAGUGACGACAUAGAGGAUGAGGAUGACAGUGAGGAUGAAGAGGAAUCUGAAGACGAGCAAGAUCCUUCCCUGUUCAUUACAAUUAGUGACUAUGAAGGUCAGCAGGGCUGUGAUCUGACAUUUAAGAAAGGCGAAGUUCUAACAAUUCUUCAGCAAAAACCUGAUGGCUGGUGGAUGGGACAAGAUUCUCGGGGAAAUAAAGGCUUGGUCCCUAAAACCUAUUUACAGGUUAAUGGAGAGGAAGAGGAAGAGGAAGAGGAAGAUGAAGAGGAAGAUGACGAGGAAGAGGAAGAGGAAGAAGAUACUGACAUAGAUGAAACUGGAAGAGAAGGGCCUAAAGCACAAGGUAAAAGCUCGUCCCAGGCUGCUGUCAAUAAAGUUGCUUUGGAGGUUAGUGCCACAGACGUACUAACAUCAAUGGGAACCAUUCCCAAAGGAUUCAGGCCAUCUACUCUUGCAUCGCUGUUGGAAGAAGGAAACAAAUUUCACCUGAAUUCCUUUAUGCAACCUGUAUUAAGUGAGUCCAACUUAGCUUUUAAAGACCUGCACUGGGACCUUGACAAUGAUGGUGUCCGACCUAGUCAGGUGCGUGUAUCACUCUUGUUUACGUUGUGGAACUGUAGAAUGAUUCCUGUACCUGGGUCUGGUCUUCAGGUGCUGAGCAGACAUGUUCGAUUCUGCCUUUUUGAUUUUAAAAAGGUUCUCAGCAACAUUCAUACAAUUAGAGCAACCUGGCAAUCAAAGAGCCCCAAGACAUGGACUUUCUCUCCAAGAGUUACAGGAAUACUUCCAAGCCUGCUGGAUGGUGAUUGCUUUAUUAGAUCAAAUUCUCAGUUUCCAAACAUCGGAAUUCUGUUUGAGCUUGGGAUUACCUAUGUCCGUAAUUUGACUGGACACCAAGGGGAGUUGAGCUGUGGCUGGGCUUUCCUAUCGCUGUUUGAUGUUAAUGGAAUUGCUGUCCCCAACAGGACCUAUGAAGUUGCUAUACAUGGUGGAACACCUUAUGAGAAAGACAUAGAAGUGGAUCCAACAUUUUCUAGAAGGGCCUCUCUUUUAGGGCAGUUGGUAAUGGCCAGGAAGCAGCCCAAGCUACUGGUGAAACUGAUGUCACCAGCCAGUAAUUUGAGAAAUACAUUAAACUUGCUUCCAGAAACUCUGGUGGGUCCCAAAUGCUACAUCCACCUGCUGGGAUUUUAUCGGCAGUUGCUUGCAGAUGUGCUUCUUAAAGACAGAAUCAAUUUGCAAAAUGCUGAUCUUAUCUCUAAUCCAGUGCUGGCAACAUUUUCGGAUCUCCUGGAACAACCAGAUAUUGUAGAUGGUCUGAGGAGCAUGUGGUUUGAAAGGGAAAGACUUUUAAAACGUUCAGAAAAGAGAGAUAAAGAGUUUAUGAAACAAGAAUUUGUCAAUGUGUACUAUAACAGCGCAUAUCCCCUCCUUUAUUCCGUGACUCUACCAGACAACAAGUGGGCCAAUGAUCAUGUGGAAAUCAGCCGGUGGAAGUAUAUUGCCGAAUUCCUACAGAAAACCCGAGAGAAAGGCAGCUCUCUAUAUUCUCUACUCUCACCCGAGAAUAUUCAUCAAGCUUUUGAUAUAUCAGAAACAACCUAUGAUUUAUUGGGAACACGCAGGAAAAUGACUAUCAAUGACUGAGGCAUCAUUUUCGUUUUGCCCAAAAAAAUGUUUGGCAAAACUUGGGAGAAAUGGGCAACAGCUGAGCACUGUGUUUCAUCUUUCUGGGAUCAUCUUGCGUAGUAUUUGCAAACAAAUGGAAUGAGAUUGGUCAACAAAUCUUGUGGAGAUGGUUCCUCUAUUAACAGUUCGAGUUGCAUUUUUUUUAAACAUGCCAAAUACUGUUUACUUUUUCUGAACUAGUAAUCAUAAAAUUCACUACAGUUACCGUUUACUGCAAUCUUUAUCAAUUUUUUAGUGUUUACUGAUAAAUAUUUAUUAAAUUCACUGCAAUUAGUUACAGUCAAUCCUCUAAGUUUUAAAUUUAGUCCGUUCAGUGUUUAGUGUAAUUUUCAUGUACCAGUUUUCUCUUGUGUAUACUGCUGCAUAUUUUUUGUUAGUAAAGUUAAUUUAAAUUUUAAA